This is a messenger RNA of Pedinophyceae sp. YPF-701, 1215 nucleotides long. Lineage: Eukaryota; Viridiplantae; Chlorophyta; Pedinophyceae. The record is from the annotation of a GenBank genome assembly.
AUGGAGGACGACGCGCCGCGGGGCGGCCGCCCGGCGUCGUCGCUGGACAUGAACGCGGCGCUGCGAGCAGAUGCGGAGGACCGCAGCCAGUGCUACGUCCUCGGGAUGGCCAUGACGCGCGACGCCGGGGGCGCGGUCACCGCUGCUGCGUCCCUGUCGAACAACCGCAUCAAGCUGUACUCGGCCGGAGGCGGCAGGCUCGCGCACGCGGGCACGCUCUCGGGGCACCAGGGGCGCAUCUCUUCCCAGGGCUUUGCGUCGCCGACUGAGCCCCACCUCCUCUUCUCGUCGUCUUGCGACGGCACCGUCCGGUCGUGGGACCUCCGAAGCGGCAAGCAGGCAGAGCGCUUCGCCGGCCAGCCAGGGCAGCCGCUGUGGAGCUUCGCGGUGGGCAGAGGCGGGCAGCUCGUGGCCGGGGGCGGCAACGGCGAGGUUCUGAUCUGGGACCGGCGGAGGGGCAAGCGCGCAGCGUGCUUUGACGACUCGCAUGCGGAGGACGUCACGCAGCUCGCGUUCCACCCGCAGGACGACGGCUGGCUCGUGACGGGCAGCGAGGACGGUCUCUUGUGCGUGUUCGACCUCUCGAGGUCCCUGAGCGAGGACGACGACUUCCGCGCGUGUCUGAACCUCAUGACAGCGGUGGGGGACUUUGGCUUCUACGGCGCGGAGGGGGAGUCUCUGUGGUGCCGGUCCUGCACCGAGAGCCUCCAUCUGUGGGACUGGCGGGCCGCGAGCCGCACGGACGACGAAGCGGACGUCGACGGGGCGCAGGAGGCGAAGCACGACGACGCUCGCGAGGCGGCCACCGCCGCGCUGGCCGCGUCGCCGAUGGCGCAGACGAUGCCGGAGGCCGGCUUCGUGAUCGGCUGCCACUACGACUCGCCGACAAGCAAGCUCUGGCUCAUCGCGGGGACGGCGUCGGGCGAGGUGGCCUUCCUCCCCGUGCUCCGGGAGGGCACCGCUGUGGCGGUGGACGCGCCGGGCGCGGUGCUCGCGGGCGGGCACGCGGGCGUGGUGCGGUCCGUGCUGUGGCCGAUCGACGGCCCGGGGACGUGUCUGACGGGGGGGGAGGACUCUCGAAUCUGUUUGUGGGGUCCUCAGGGUUCGGGCUGGCAGGAGGCCGGGGGCGCGGCGGGGGCGCACGCGCCGGAGGGCGGGGCGCUGGGGAAGCGGGCGCGGGACGACGGGGGCUUCGAUGCGCCGGCGAAGCGGUAG